AUGCAACUCUGCAAAAACCGCCCCGAGGGCUUCGGCCCUCACUCCCGCCUCCACUCCUCCCUCCCAACAACCUGCUUCCUCGACGUGAUCGUCAUCCCCCUCGCAACCUGGCUCUACCUCCUCGCCUGCAUCCCAAUCCUCGCUCUCCUCUUCCUCGGUCGGAAACGCUACCCCACAACAACCUACGACACCAAAUCGACCUCUCCACCCCGGCGACGAAUCUGGCGAACAGUCCUAACAGUGCUAUACUACUUCUUCGCCCUCGCUCUCAUAGCAAUGCUAAGUCUCGAAAUCGCACGUCUCGUCGACGCACAACUCGGAAUCGGGCUCCUACCAUUCACCUACGCUGGCAUCCUCAUCGCGGCGGGUCUGCACUUUUUCGCUUCCAGGCAAGCCAAAGCCGGCAGGACUGGGCAUCGAUUGGCGGUGCGGACGACGAAUGCGGUGUAUUGGCUUCUUCUGGCGAUUGUGUUUGCGAUUAAAGUUGCGACGUAUGUUAAAGAAGGUGUGCAUAGUCGAGAUGCGACGAAGCCGGAGAGUAAUUACAAGGUGGUGGAUGAGGUGACGGAUGUCGGGGUUAUGAUUUUUUUGGCUGCGGUCUUGGUGUUGUUGGAGUUUGUUGCGGGUUGA
Messenger RNA from Zymoseptoria tritici IPO323, 630 nucleotides. RefSeq lists its product as uncharacterized. The coding region runs from base 1 to 630 and encodes 209 amino acids. Lineage: Eukaryota; Fungi; Ascomycota; Dothideomycetes; Mycosphaerellales; Mycosphaerellaceae. The record is from RefSeq and is a predicted model, not a curated record. The transcript has 2 exons.